Molecule: messenger RNA, 4078 nt
Organism: Pseudophryne corroboree (corroboree frog)
Lineage: Eukaryota; Metazoa; Chordata; Amphibia; Anura; Myobatrachidae
Gene: EGFL6
Product: EGF like domain multiple 6
Exons: 12
Coding region: 295-1941 (548 amino acids)
Cellular component (GO): membrane
Molecular function (GO): calcium ion binding
Source: RefSeq, a predicted model, not a curated record
GUCAUCAGUGACUGAGGGCAGACUGGCUGGAAUUUUAGAACAGCCAAGUGUUGCGUGCAGCUGCUACAGGCAGGAAAGAGGCAGAGCUAACACCCAACAAAGGCAGAGAGGAAGGCUGCUCCCCCACUGCUCGUACCGCUGCUGGGGCACAUCACAGGGAUGGAGUGAGCAACAUUACCAGGGAUUCAUUCCACAAGUGCCCACUACAGAAGGACAACUGCUGAAGUGAAGUGCUAGCAGAUUGCACCACGGCAGAGAGGAGACAGAAUAUAUCCAGUAACUCCUCCAUACAAAAUGAGUUUCCCAGGAGGUUUACUGGGCUCAGGCAUGGUGCUGCUGCUUUGGAUAACAUUGGCUGUAUGCUUCACCGCUGCUUCAGGUAGAUUUGCGGAGUCUUCAAGUUCUAGAAGACAUAGACAGGCCAUAUCAUCUCCAAAUUCACCUGGAUUAUGCCGAUAUGGAAGCAAAGUUCAGUGCUGCUAUGGAUGGAAACAUAAUAAUAAAGGACAGUGUGAAGCUGUAUGUGAGGAGGACUGUAAACAUGGCGAAUGUGUUGGACCAAACAAAUGCAAAUGUUUCCCUGGAUUCACUGGAAAAAGCUGCAGUCAAGAUUUAAAUGAAUGUGGUCUGAAGCCACGUCCCUGUGAGCAUCGGUGUAUGAACACCCACGGCAGCUACAAGUGCUAUUGUCUGAACGGCUACAUGCUGAUGCCAGAUGGCUCAUGUUCAAACUCCAGGACCUGUGCAAUGGCAAACUGCCAGUAUGGCUGUGAAGAAGUCAAAGGGGAGGUGCGAUGUUUAUGCCCAUCAAGUGGACUGCAGCUGGGGCCGGAUGGAAGAAACUGCAUAGAUAUUGAUGAAUGUGCUGCUGGAAAAGUGACCUGUCCUUUCAACCGGAGAUGUGUGAAUACAUUUGGAAGCUACUACUGCAAGUGUCAACAUGGCUAUGAAUUAAAAUACGUGAAUGGCAGAUAUGACUGUGUAGAUAUAAAUGAGUGUCUGGUGAACACUCACAAGUGCAGUCCUAACAGUGACUGCCUCAACUAUCCAGGAUCCUUUAAAUGUAGAUGCAAACAAGGAUACAAGGGCAAUGGAUAUGAGUGCUCAGCAAUUCUAGACAAGCCAGUGAAAGAAAACACUAAAAUAGUUGGAAGUGUUAAAGACACUAUUAAGAAACUCCUGGCACAUAAAAACAGCCUAAAGAGGAAUGAAGACAUAAAGAAUAUAAUCCCUGAACCAGUUAUUACCCCUUCACCCAAAACACGCUUGCAACCGUUUGAUUAUGAAGAUGGAGUCUACAUUGGGGAAACUUAUAAUGAGGAGAAUGAAAGAGAAGAGGAACAGGAUGAAGAAGAUGAUUAUGAAAACAUAAUUGGAGAAGAGAAAAUACUGAGAGGUGACGUGUUUGCUCUACAGGUGAAACGAGAAGAGGCUGCCUAUAGCCCACAUUCAGUAAUCCAAAAGGUCCCUCAUCUAAAAUCAGAAGAGGUCACUAUAGAUUGCAGCUUUGAUCGUGGAUCCUGUGACUGGAAGCAGGAAACUGAAGAUGACUUUGAUUGGAAACAUACAGAUCGGAGUCAUGGUUCUGGAUUUUAUCUGUCAGUUCCAGCAAAUGUUGGUCACAAGAAAGAUAUUGGUCGUUUGAAACUUCCACUUGCAAACUUAAAUGCAGACACCAAAUUCUGUUUGACCUUUACCUACCAAAUUGUUGGAGAAAAAGUUGGGAAACUGCGAGUAUAUAUGGAUGACAACAACAAUCCCGCAUGGGAGGAGAGCAAGAGUAAGGAUGAGGGAUGGAGGAUAGCAAGAGUUGAGAUACCUGAGAGACACAGCAGGACAACCAGCACUAUUACAUUUGAAUCUGAACGUGGGAAGGGAAAAGCUGGAGAGAUGGCACUGGACAAUGUCUUUCUUGUCUCUGGUCCAUGUUCUGAAGAUUGAGCCUGAGAUAACGUGACUUCAUUUAACUGUACUGUAUACAACGUUAAUUGACAUGUGCCUUACUUUUAUUACACAAAGGAAAACAGUAUUUUUUCUGUUGAAUGUGAUCUAGUAUAAGUUAUCCACAAUAAUGUCAUGUUUACAAGCAAGGGAUAUAUGUAUGACCAUGUGUGGAAUAUUAGUAAUGUUUGUUCUGGAGUUAGAGAGUUAUGUUUUAUAAAAUGCUUUACAAUCAUAUAUUAUUUGCCAAAAUGGUGCUUAGGGUGUGUACACACGGUGAGAUCCCUGCUAUGUUCGAUUUUCACUAUGCGAUUUCCCUUGAACUCCCCCAGAGACCAGAUAGCACAGAUUGUACAGAUUUUGACUAUCUGUGCUUGAGAUUUUGUCUAUGUACAAUUUUGACUAAGUGCCAAUUUUGACUAUACUUUGUACUAGAUUGUACACUAGAUAGUCAAGAUUGACUUGCCUGCACAGUCUAUCUAGCCUUACGAUAACGACCCCACGGGAGCGCGCAUCGGGAUCGAAUCUGUAUCGCAAGCUGCCUAACACCAUGAGAUAUGCACCUACUUUUCAUAAGAUUUUGACUAUAUAGUCAAAAUCUCACAGAUUUAUCUCACCGUGUGUACGCACGUUAAGUGUUCUUAUUUUUGUUAUGUAAAAUUAUGUGAUAUUGUACUUUUCGAAUUUCUGACAAUUGAUUAUUCCAGCUGUCACUGAAUUAUCUGCUGCAUCUGUAUUUUAUAGAAUACAUUUUUCCUUUCUUACUGAAGAGUAUUAGAUACAGUGGCAUAACUACAGGGAGGCUAGACUGGCAGAAGUCCAGGUGUUCACAAGGUGAAGAGGGCUCACCGACCUCUGGCGGCUGGAGAGUCCAGAAAAUGCUGUCGAGAUUUCCUUAUUCUCAGAUCACUGUCUUCCGCGACCAUGCCAACACAGUCGCCUACCUGGGGAGGCUCCUCUGUUGCUGGGGUACGCCUAUGGAAGUUGGUGUCCCCACGGGUACCUUGUGUGUGUCCCUUGGGAGUGCCUUAAACCAGUAUUCUGUACAGCUGCCUCCUCGUCUGCCAGUUGCCUGUUUGGCUCCAGAGUUUGCCAGGGGACUCCAAAUCUCUAGUUACGCCACUGAUUGGACAGCACCAACAUAUGCACUGUGAAUAACAGCCAUACUUGAUUUAACUUAGCACAUACAGUAGGUAUGCUUCUCUUAUAAUAUUACUUUUCUGUCACUAUAUAUACGAAGUACCUGACGUACGAAACGCGUUGGGCGUGGCUAAGUGACGUAGACGCCGUGACGUCAUCCUCCGGAUUCAGAGCCGGAGAUCAGACGAGCUGUGGUUCGGGAGACAUACCGGCUAAGUUGCGGUGGAAACACCAUGCUGAUGAAUUUUAACCUUUAAUGUAUGUAAUCAAAUGCUACAAAGUAAAAGUUGUUACUUCUUAUAUAAUCAAGAGUGCGCUCUCCAUUUUUCGACAGUCUUUACCUUUACUCCAGUGGCUUGGAGGGGAUCUGAAGCUGCACUCUUGGUGAUGUUAUAAACUCUGAUUCACAACAGUUCCUGUUGCGCAACACCUGAACACUUUGAAAGAUAUAUAUAUAUAUAUAUAUAUAUAUAUAUAUAUAUAUACACAGUGUAUAUAUAGAUAUGUACAGAUACAGGGUGUAGUAGGGUUUGCCGGCGGCCAGCAUACCGGUGCCGGAAUCCUGACCGCCGGCAUACCGACAGCUAGACGAGCGCAAAUGAGCCCGUAGCACGCCACGCUAUCUAUCCUCCCUCCGGGGAGGUCGUGGACCCCCAAAUGGGAGAGAAGGUGUGGUAUGCCGGCUGUUGGGAUUCCGGCGCCAGUGUACUGUGCGCCGGGAUCCCGACAGGUGGCAAACUGAAGACCACCCCACAUACAUACUGUAUAUAUACUUACCACGCACUGUAAGCAUGCACACAAAAAGCCACUGUAAUGCAAAUAUACUAUAUAUUUUCCCAAUAAUGGGCUGAUGAUAUUUUUGGAACAUAUAUAUAUAUAUAUAGAGAGAACAAGGUGGGUCCGGCACAGCCACUUGUAGAAACUAGUACAUCGGGUGCCCUCACAAAAAGGCAGAUAGCAGACACAGGGUGGUGCGGCACUCCAAUGAUUCACAAAG